AUGGAUCCCAUACUUGAUGGCCUGAACCACGCUCAACGCGAGGCUGUCACCUCGUCGGCCCCGGUUCUCCAGGUUCUCGCUCCUCCGGGCUCGGGCAAGACGAAAACCCUCACGGCGCGUGUCGCGUACCUGCUCUCUCACCAUGGCUAUCAGCCACAAGAUGUCAUUUGCUGCACCUUCACGAUCAAGGCCAGUAGAGAGAUGCGCGAGCGUCUUAGCAAGCUGAUCGGGGAGAAGUUGCAGUCACGACUGAUUUUGGGCACUUUCCACUCGAUCUGUCGACGAUACCUGGUCAAGUACGGGUAUUUAAUUGGGCUGCGCAAGGGAUUCGGAAUCGCAGAUUCGGACGAUACUCGUGCCAUUUUGCGGAGAAUCAUCAAACGUCUGAAAUCAACUAUUGAUGUUAGAGCAGCCCAAGGGCGAAUCUCUAAACACAAGGCGCAUGGUCUCUCACCGAGGGAUUUGUCCGACAAGGUCAAGGCUGAUGAAGUGGAACUGGUCGAGAUUUACAGCGCGUACAACGAGGCUCUUGCGGCAGCCAAUUUGCUCGACUAUGAUGACCUUCUUGUACGCUGUUGUGAUCUGCUAAGAGAGCAUCCUGAAUGCGUCUCGAAUGUGCAGACGGUCCUGGUCGAUGAAUUCCAGGAUACCAAUAUCAUUCAGUACGAGUUGAUGAAUCUUUUUGCCGCCAAACACCGUCGGAUUACUAUCGUCGGUGAUCCCGAUCAAAGCAUCUAUGGGUUCCGAUCCGCAGAGAUCCAGAACCUCCGGCGAAUGCAAAAGAAGUACUCCAACACGUCUGUUGUUCUUCUGGAAUCCAACUAUCGUUCUUGUGGGUCUAUUUUGAAUUCUGCGCAAGAUGUGAUUGAACAAGACACUACGCGACCUGCCAAGAAGCUUGAAGCGACUCAUAAAUUCGGUACCUUGCCUGUUUUACGGAAACUCCCGAAUCCAAACGCAGAAGCGACGUGGAUGGUCUUGGAAAUUAAGAGGAGCAUUGCCUUGACCGGCGACCUACUUCGUAUGUGUGACUUUGCGGUUCUCCUUCGAUCUGCCUCAUUAUCAACACGCAUUGAGUCCGCGUUCGGACGAGCUGGGAUUCCCUAUAAGAUGGUCGGCGGUCGGAAAUUCUUCGAUCGUGUCGAAGUCAAAACACUGCUCAACUAUCUGCGAGUCGUGAGUCAUUCAGACCAUUCGGAUGCUUUGUUGAAUAUCAUCAACGUCCCACCACGCCGCAUCGGUGAUGAGACUAUCAAACAAUUGACAGGUGGAGCGGAGAAGGCGGGCGUCACUCUGUGGGUGUUCAUCAAAGACGUGAUUCAAGGCCGCAGGGCAACAGAGAAGAAGCUGCAAAAGGCAGCGGAACUUGGCCUUUGCGCCCUAGUCAAAUUGAUUGAUGCUUCCAGGCAAAAGCUACAGGAUUGCGCGGAUGCGUCGGCACCGUGCGUACUUCUUGAGUACAUCGUCGAGAGUCUAUCAUUCCAAGAAUAUCUGCUCAAGACGUACCCGCUGGAUGAGGACGGUCGUUGGGCGAAUGUGAAGGAGCUGAUGGGUCAAGCUAGCGAUGUUGUCACGUCGGAUGGGGAAACUAACCCUGAAGAGGACUUGCCUGAGAUUGAGGGCGUUGAGCAGCAACAAACUCACCCAGGGGAAGAGGCACUGUCUCGAUUUCUGGCAAAUGUGGCUCUGGCCACGGAGGCUCAGAGCAAGGAUGAGGACGACGGGGGUUCAGGCAGCGUGACGAUAUCGACUAUUCACGCGGCCAAAGGCCUAGAGUGGCCAGUUGUCUUCAUUCCUGCCGUUUACAAUGGGAGUAUUCCUCACUCGCGAGCUGAGGUAGUCGACGAAGAACGGCGGCUUUUAUACGUCGCCAUGACUCGAGCCCAGGCCCUCUUGUACUUGAGUCUACCCCUCAAGCAACCUCGCGUUGGCGAGGGAGAAGAUGGUUCGACCAGCCUCACCCCCUUCCUGCCUCCACGCAUUGUCAAGUCACGGUUUCGUCUCAAAGGUCCUCAAUUUCACGAACAAGUUGUUUAUGGCAUUGCGGAUACUCUACGGCGAGCCCGUCCGACCGCUGAAGAAUUAUGCAAAGAUAUUGCGACGCUGCCGUCCAUCCUGGACGACAGGUGGACAUCGGAAGGCGAGGAAGUUCGCGCCGAGGACAACGGGUGGAAUCAUCAGCAAAACUGGGGUGACAGUACCCAAGAACCAUCUACCAAGCGCAGAAGAUAUGAUGAUGAGAGGCGAGCGUUGACUUCCAACUCAAUUACUAGCCACAAGUCCGGUACAUCAUCUACAUUUAUGGUCCCCACCACGAUGUCCACUGGGGGUUUCACGUCAGCGAGAGACUACAUUGCGGUUCAACCCGAAGAUUCCAAGAGUGGCGCGAGCUCACAAGCCAAAGCUCAGGUAAUCACCACUUCCGCUCACCAAGAUGGCCUUAAUCAGGCAAGUAUCUCAACGUUCUUCGGAAACCCCGGCGUUUCCCGUACAAAGGAUAGAUCAUCUCAGCCCAACUUUCCAUCGGCUAAGUCAACUUCGCACGAUCGCCUCGCUUCGUCGACGAAGCCACAGCCGCAGUCAGCCCCCAGUCAUGUCCCAGUCUCGCUUGCUUCCCACCGCCUCCAGCCACGACCGCUGCACCCAUCACGACCAGCCCUCGAGCCUGCUGGUCCAACGAGUUACACGUGGAUGGCAGCUCCCACCUCGUCUGAUGCGCUAAAGCCUGCCCGAAUGUUCUCCUCGCCAGCCUUCCAGAAUCAAAUGAGUGAGUCGACUUCUAAGGGCCCAGGGGAAACCACGCCCGCAUCUUCCAGCAGUGUUCGAUCCAAGGCAUUCUACACUACCACAAUGGACCAGGUGCGCCAGCAGGCACCGACAACGACUGGGCGUCGAACCCUGGGCAUCCGACGGAGUAUGAACGGCUGGGCGGAUCGGAUGAAACGAGAGAAAACUGGUGGGCAAGGUGAUCGGAUGCAAUAA
Molecule: messenger RNA, 2982 nt
Organism: Penicillium diatomitis
Lineage: Eukaryota; Fungi; Ascomycota; Eurotiomycetes; Eurotiales; Aspergillaceae
Product: ATP-dependent helicase
Exons: 2
Coding region: 1-2982 (993 amino acids)
Biological process (GO): recombinational repair
Cellular component (GO): nucleus
Molecular function (GO): DNA binding; hydrolase activity; 3'-5' DNA helicase activity
Source: RefSeq, a predicted model, not a curated record